Capra hircus (goat) is the source of this 1835-nucleotide messenger RNA. RefSeq lists its product as uncharacterized. NCBI's taxonomy places the organism in Eukaryota, Metazoa, Chordata, Mammalia, Artiodactyla, Bovidae. The record is from RefSeq and is a predicted model, not a curated record. Gene Ontology annotation, molecular function: GTP binding.
AUGUUGCUCUCAGGUUCCGAAGCUUACAGACCACUCGUGUCCAGAGGUUUCCAGGAGUUCGGGUCCGCCCUGCAGGAGCGCAGGCUGCGCCUCCUCCUGGCCGGGAGGUCAGGGACCGGGAAGAGCGCCACGGGCAACAGCAUCCUCCAGCGGAAGCACUUCCUCUCCAGGCUCGCGGCCACGGCGGUGACCAGGGCCUGCGCCACGGGGAGCUGCCGCUGGGCCUCGGGGGACGUGGAAGUCCUCGACACCCCCGACCUCUUCAGCCCCGAGGUCGCCCAGGCAGACCCGGGCUUCGAGGAGAGAGGCCGCUGCUACCUGCUGUCGGCCCCUGGGCCCCACGCCGUGCUCCUGGUGACCCAGCUCGGCCGCUUCACCGCCCAGGACCUGCGGGCCUGGCGCGGGGUGAAGGCGCUCUUCGGGGCGGGCAUCGCGGCGCGCACCAUCGUGGUCUUCACCCGCAGGGAGGACCUGGCGGGGGGCUCGCUGCAGCAGUACGUGCGCGACACCGACAACCGCGCGCUCCGGGAGCUGGUGGCCGAGUGCGGGGGCCGCUGCUGCGCCUUCGAUAACCGAGCGGCCGACGGGGAGCGGGAGGCGCAGGUCCGGGAGCUGAUGGGGCUGGUGGAGGAGCUGGUGAGGGACCAGGGCGGCGCCCCCUACACCAACGACGUGUACCGCCUGGCGCAGACCCUGGGCGGGCUGAGCCGCGAGGAGAGGCUGCGCAGGGUGGCGGAGCGACUGGCUGCCCACGCGCUGAGGUAGCGGGAGCUUUGGCCACUGGCCGUUCCCAAGGCGGCUCCACGGACCCUGUGUAAGCUGGGCCUGGCCGCCCUGCUGGGCCCUCUGUUGCUGCUGUGCCUUCUCUGCAGGCACCUGCCCGAGGCGAAGCGAAUGGAAGGACUUCAGAGGAGCAGAUACGGAACCAUGGCUGAAGAACAUCAGGGCUUUGAACCCUCCUCCUCAUUGAGGAUCAUCCUGGUAGGAAAAACAGGCAGCGGGAGAAGUGCCACUGGGAACAGCAUCCUCUGCCAGCCCGUCUUUGAGUCCAAGCUGGGGGCCCAGUCGGUGACCAGGAAGUGUCAGAGGGCAACAGGCAGGUGGAAUGGGAGGAGCAUCCUGGUGGUGGACACGCCCCCCAUCUUUGAGGCCGGGGCCCAGGAUCAAGAGGUGUACCAGAACAUUGGGUCCUGCUAUCUGCUGUCAGUGCCAGGGCCCCACGUGCUGCUGCUGGUGACCCAGCUGGGACGCUUCACCGAGCAGGAUGCGGUGGCCGUGACCAGGGUGAAGGAGGUCUUUGGGGCAGGAGCCGAGAGAUACAUGGUUAUCCUCUUCACCCACAAGGAGGACUUGGCGGGGGCAUCCUUGGAUGAGUACGUGGCAAACACAGAUAACCUCAGGCUGAGGAGCCUGGUCCGGGAGGUCGGGCGGAGGUACUGUGCCUUCAACAAUCGGGCCUCUGGGGACGAGCAGAGAGAGCAGCUGGCCCAGCUGAUGGCCGUGAUCGAGGAGCUGGAGCGGGAGCACCAGGGCGCCUUCCUCACCAACGAUCUCUUCUUUGAUGCACAGAUGCUCCAGCAGAUGGGGGGUGGCGCCUGUGGGGAAGAUCAGAGGCGCUACCUGGACAAGGUACGGCUGCAGGUAGCAAAGCAAAAGCAAGACAUGAAAGAGGCUGAGAGAAACUGUGUCUUCAAGGCACUCCUCCGACUCAAAGCCUGGAUCGUUUCUCAUACCAAAAUAUUUGUUCUUCUUGUCCUAUGCCUUUUGAUUUUUCUUGCCAUUGUAAUUAUUUUGUGUAGUAUCCAUCAAGGCUGAGCACUUUCAGAUAUCACCUG